Oncorhynchus gorbuscha (pink salmon) is the source of this 4858-nucleotide messenger RNA. Its product is annotated as cyclin-dependent kinase-like 5. NCBI's taxonomy places the organism in Eukaryota, Metazoa, Chordata, Actinopteri, Salmoniformes, Salmonidae. The record is from RefSeq and is a predicted model, not a curated record. The transcript is spliced from 16 exons. Gene Ontology annotation, cellular component: dendrite cytoplasm; nucleus. Bases 1 to 2922 code for a protein of 973 amino acids. Gene Ontology annotation, molecular function: ATP binding; protein kinase activity. Gene Ontology annotation, biological process: protein phosphorylation; regulation of dendrite development; positive regulation of axon extension.
AUGACGGGCUCUAGUGAGCGUGUGCGGACAGGACAGGCUCUACGGAGCGAGACCAAUGAGAUUGUGGCCAUUAAGAAGUUCAAGGACAGUGAAGAGAAUGAGGAGGUUAAGGAGACCACACUCCGGGAGCUGAAGAUGCUCCGAACCUUGAAGCAGGAGAAUAUCGUGGAGCUGAAGGAAGCCUUCCGCAGGAGGGGGAAACUCUACCUGGUGUUUGAGUAUGUAGAGAAGAACAUGCUGGAGCUGCUGGAGGAGCUUCCUAACGGAGUGCCGUCUGAUAAAGUCAGGAACUACAUCUACCAGCUGAUCAAAGCUAUCCAUUGGUGUCAUAAGAACGACAUUGUCCACCGGGAUAUAAAGCCAGAGAACCUUCUAAUCAGUUCUGAUGACAUCCUCAAGCUAUGUGACUUCGGCUUCGCCCGUAAUCUCUCAGAGGGAAAUGAUGCCAACUACACAGAGUACGUGGCCACUAGAUGGUACCGCUCUCCAGAACUACUGCUGGGGGCUCCGUAUGGUAAGGCAGUUGACAUGUGGUCAGUAGGCUGUAUCCUGGGGGAGCUGAGUGAUGGCCAGCCGUUGUUCCCAGGAGAGAGUGAGAUAGAUCAGCUUUUCAUCAUCCAGAAGGUCCUGGGACCACUGCCUACUGAACAGAUGAAACUCUUCUACAAUAACCCUCGAUUCCACGGGCUAAGGUUCCCAGCAGUGAACCACCCCACCACUCUGGAGAGGAAGUACCUGGGGUUCAUCAGUGGACCCCUGCUGGACCUCAUGAAGAACCUGCUGCUGUUGAGUCCUACAGAGAGGUUUCUAACGGAGCAGAGUUUGGACCACCAUGCCUUCCAGACACCGCGACCGGUGGAGCGACCUGGACCUCCUACACCAACACCAGUCCGCUCCUCUAAGAGGAAGCCUCAUCACACGGACAACAGCGCCCCCACCAGGAGUCAUGGUGUUAAGGGUUCAGACCACCACCGCUCAGCUAGUAGAGACUGUUCCAGCCUGCCCCGUCACGAAGACCUCCAACCUAGCAAUCACCCUAGUAACGACAGCUUCCUGAAUGGCAACAGCUUGAGCCCCACCCUCCGCCCCAAGAUCUAUGCGCCGGCCCCCCAGCUCCUGAAUCGCUCAGCCUCCUGCUCCAAGGACCUAGCCAACAACAACCUGCCCCACCUCCUCAGCCCCAAAGAGACCAAGAACAAAGACUUUGACUUCACCUCCGGAGCCAAGGCCACAGAUGGGCCGGGAGCAAAGUACCUCAAGUCCAACAGCCGCUCUCAGCAGAACCGCCAUAGCUUUGUAGAGGGAAAGACCAGCACCCUGAUCUCUGGAGACAAACACAGAGCCAGAGACCGAGACCGCCACAGCUACAUGGGGGAGCAUGGGUCCUCUAAGUCUGCAGGAGGGUUAGGGUUAGCAGGAGGCUCCUAUAUAAACCUUUCUAAGAGCCACGGAGCCCUCAACAACGCCAAGUCAGUAGGGAACCUUAGCGACCCACGUAUCCAUGGUGACGAUCCUCCAUCACGCUACUUCCCUACUUCCUGUCUUGACCUCAACGCUCCUGGCAGCCCGGCGUCCGGUCAUCAUCGUCACAGCCCUGCAGGCCGGCGCUCGGAGAGAGAGAGCAAUACGCUAGACUCCUCAUCCCGACGCACCUCCUCACGACACAAGAGCUCUGAGGAGGCCAAGUCCCCUGAGGGAGGAGACCCGGGAGGGGGAGGAGGUGGAAGCCAUGGUCACUCCCUGUCCACCCCCCAUGAGGCCUUCCCCUACGGCCUGGGCUACACAUCCCCAUUCUCCUCCCAGCAUAGACCUCACCGCCACUCCAUGUACGUGCGGCGGGAGCGUCAGAGGACCCACGGGGGGGGUAGUGAGGGGGGGCUGGCGGUGGGACAGGGGAUGUCCACCAGAGCCUCCAGCCUCCAGCUCCUCUCCCCCCAGCUGCAGCACCGCACCCUGCCCAGGCACUCUGGAGGAUCUUCUACAGAGAACAUCACCAGGGUGGGGAUGUUCCAUGAACAGCACCCAGAGGACGGAGUCUCUUCUAAAGAAAACCGCAUCAUCUACAGUGAGUCCAUGCCCAGGAGGGUUGGCAGCUUCUAUAGAGUGCCGUCCCCACGGCCAGAUAACGGAGGUCAGGGCAGCAGGGGGACAGGAGGGGGGGCAGUGGACGGAAGCACCUUGACCAACCAUCCCAAACGCCAGCCGGCCUUUGACCCCUGGAUGCGCCCAGAGAUCGUGGUGAUGAACCAAUCAGAGCCGAUCAAAGAAAAGGAGAAGCAGGGCUUCUUCAGAGCAAUAAAGAAGAAGAAGAAGAAGAACAAGUCCCAAACGAACCAACCAGAUCCAUCAAACGCUCAAACAGGACGUCAUCAGGAGGUACCAGGUGACGGGGCAGAUCACGUGGUCAUCCAGAAGUCCGCCCGGUCAUCGGGUCAUCAGAGCAGCCGCCACCGGAACCAGGAGCGGGACCAAUCACGGGAGAGAGACAGAGAACAAUCACGGGAGAGAAACUGGCCAUCAGAAAAAAUGUCUGAUGCACACUGUCAGAGCCAGCCACUCAAGUCUCUACGGAAGCUCCUUCACCUCUCCUCCUCCACUUCCAAUCAAACGGCCCCAUCUGAUAUGCGCUUCCAGCCCCUGCCCAACUCAACCUCGGCUAAAGCGGGUUUCAGUGAGGGUCCCAGUCGGAGCCACGCAGGCUCCAGCACCCCCCAGCUAAAGAGCAGGCAGGCCGCCUACCCCCUCCCUGGUCAGAUGGAGUCCAGCUGGCACAACUCUGCCCUUGGCAGAGCUGAGGGAAACCCUUACCCCGAGCAACACGGAGGGAGGGAAGGCAAGGGGGGCCAGAACGGACAUGGGUUCGGACGGCCCUCACGCUCACGCAUUCCAAAUCUCAAUGACCUGAAAGAGACUGCUCUUUAGAGAGCUGCUUUAACCUUGACACCUGACCCCAGACCUCUCUCUGCUGCCCAGACUUCUCUCUGCUGCCCAGACUUCUCUCUGCUGCCCAGACUUCUCUCUGCUGCCCAGACUUCUCUCUGCUGCCCAGACUUCUCUCUGCUGCCCAGACUUCUCUCUGCUGUCCAGACCAGUCGACUUCAUAGUUUCUUUUUUAAAGCUUCCAUAUUUGAUAGAAUUUGUAAUAUUACCUAUGUCAUUCUGAUUAUUAUAAUAUUUGUCAGUUAAUAAUUGCAAAUUAAUCAUAUAUGUAAAUGCUAUUUAAGAUAUAAAGUGUAUUUGUUAGAGUCUGCUUGCACACAAUUGAAAUAUUACAUUUUAUUUCACAGUAUUUGCAUUAUAUUUCCUUAAGAAUAUAUGAAGUUUAAAUUCAUUUUUUUGAUUGUUACAAUGUAGACCAUUCCUUCCCAUCAGUUAGUCUGUGCUGUGGAUUCAGUCUGUCUCUUGACGUCCAGACUGAUGGAAGACGCUCUAUAGAGGGUUAAAGCUUUAGUAUUUAGGACAAUGUUACGGCAAUGCGUUGUCCAUCUCCAAACAGAUCAGAUUUUAUAUACAUUGCUGUAGUUAGUAAACCAAUGUUCUGUGUUGACAAUCAAGAGAAUCUUGUGUUUGAUGUCAUUUGAUAGGAGAGGGCUAGUCUCAGGAGAAAUCCCAAGUUUUUGAUACAAUACUAACCCAUGCUGGCCUGUGGUACCAUUUCACCUUUAAUACUUCACCUUAAUAGCUAUGUUUUCAUAAACUAUUUUUGUUGUUGAGAUUUAGAACAUUUGCAUAGAAAAUAGAUGUGACAGUUGCCUGCUAGGGUGAGUUUCCAUUUAACUAUCCUGUGUCGACACUUAGAAAAUAGAUGUGACAGUUGCCUGCUAGGGUGAGUUUCCAUUUAACUAUCCUGUGUCGACACUUAGAAAAUAGAUGUGACAGUUGCCUGCUAGGGUGAGUUUCCAUUUAACUAUCCUGUGUCGACACUUAGAAAAUAGAUGUGACAGUUGCCUGCUAGGGUGAGUUUCCAUUUAACUAUCCUGUGUCGACACUUAGAAAAUAGAUGUGACAGUUGCCUGCUAGGGUGAGUUUCCAUUUUACUAUCCUGUGUCGACACUUAGAAAAUAGAUGUGACAGUUGCCUGCUAGGGUUGUUUUGCAUCUUGUGUCGAUAAAAACAGUUGGACGUAAGGACUUCACAUAAAACAGAAGUGGUUGAAUUGUUUCCAUUACCGUUUAGGCAAAUUGCGCAUUAAUAAAUUGGUGACAGCCUGUAUGCCCUCCCACCUAUCUUUUCAUGUCUCAGGUAGCCCAUGAAAGCCUGCAUGGAUAGAAUGCAAUAAUUGACUAAUAUAUGCCAUAUUCUAAUAAUUCAUAUGUGCCAGUGUAUCGCCACGGUCCUCGCCAUGGUGAAACUUACACUCCUGUAGAUCUGAAAUAAAUGGAUGGUAAAACUUGCCAGCCAACCAGAAAAGCAAGACGAAGCAAUUCAGGACAAUCCUUGUCCUACAAAGAAACAGUAUUUUUAUAGUUGGAAAAUGGAUUUAGCAAGCAGUAGGCAUAUUAAUUAAAUGUGGAGUUGAGCUUUAGUUUCCAUUUUUUUUUACAUCACGUGCACAAGUACAGUGAAAUGCCUUUCCUGCAAGCUCUAACCCAACAUUGCAGUAAUCAAUAUCAGUGUAAUACUAAAAAUAAAGGUAGAACAAAUAAAAAUAAAUAAAAACAAGAAGAACGUGAGUAAGCUAUAUACAGGUUCAGUUCCAAUUCCAUAUUUCCAAUGUGCAUGGAUACUGGAAUGAUAGAGGUAGAUACAGUUGAUGUCGGAAGUUUACAUACACUUAGGUUGGAGUCAUUAAAAAUCAUUUUUCAACCACUCCACAAAUUUCUUGUUAACAGACUAUAGUUUUGGCAAUUCAGUUAGG